Onychostoma macrolepis is the source of this 1325-nucleotide messenger RNA. RefSeq lists its product as uncharacterized. The coding region runs from base 167 to 439 and encodes 90 amino acids. The transcript is spliced from 4 exons. The record is from RefSeq and is a predicted model, not a curated record. Lineage: Eukaryota; Metazoa; Chordata; Actinopteri; Cypriniformes; Cyprinidae.
UUUACACUGAAUCACUCUCUCCAUCCCUCUCUUAUUUCUUAUUCUGUCUGACUGGCAGGUUAGAAACUCUGGGUACAGACCGCACUUUUUCAGCAGUUUGCAGUUUGUGGUUGUAGAUUCAGUAUUUAUACCGUGGCACACAAACCAUAUUGAGCUUGUUGGAACAAUGGGAAGUUUUUUAAGUUGCAACCGAAGAAAGAAGAAACCUGAAAACACUGAUAAUGACAAUCAGAGAGAAACAGCAGAAGACACAAAGACAGAAGAUGUGCUCUAUGCCUCCAUUGACCAUGGUAUCGUCAGUCCAAACAGACCUGCUCGAGACAACGUGGAGGACAACGACUGUGAUUAUGCUGUUGUAAAUCUCCCUCAAAACACAACAGACAAGGCCAAGCACAAAAUCAACGAGGACAGUUCAGAUGAUUAUGUGCUCAUGGGCUGAGCACUGAGAUGCUCCUGUGGCUGAAAUCUGCACAUUCAGCUGGAAUGGACACCUGAGAUACACAAGCAUAACUUUAAAGGAUUGCUAACUUGUAUAGGUUGCAAUGAUAUUCAGCUUUUCAGAAUUUGUAUUUAUUUUUAUUAUUAUUUUUAAAUAAUUUGUUUAUUUCAGGUCUGUUUUUGUCACUGCAUGUUUACAGCAUGUUUAAAGACUUUUGAUAUUUUGAUUCAAUUUAAGUAAUUACUACCUUCAUCUACAUGCACAGUGAAUAAAAGUGCAUAUUAUGUCUGUCUUCUUGUAUGUAUGUGUGUUAUAUAAAUGAUAAUAGUUAUUUCUAUAAUGAAAGUCAAGAGAGAUUUAUAUUUUUCCAGUGAUGAAAACUAAAACCCUAAAGAAUAGUAAUCAGUAGGUGACAAAGUAUACGUCAUUAAAGAAGAGUUAUAUGUGUUUGAUAUGAGGAAUUAUUGUAUGACACAGAGAAACUGUAAUUAUGUUUUACUCAGUUCAAUGAUGCAUCUAGUAUCUUAAAUCAUUUUUUUGUCUUUCUGUCCUCCAAACUAAAAUUCCAGUAUCAUCAUAUUGGGUAACAAGUGAACACAAUAAAACCAUAUACAUUCAGACAAAAGUCAAUUAUAAUUAUAUAAUAUAAUAAAGGAAAAUGAAAUUGAAAAUGAAGGAAAAAAGUUGUCACAUCUUUGUUGGAGCAAGUAUACAGUUCAUAUGUUUUAAUAUUAUAAUAGUAAUGCAAUUUUAUUGCAUUUUAAAUUAAUAAUUUGUGCAUAAUUGUUUUACUGUUUAAUUUUUGAAACACCUAAAGAGUGUUUACUGGCAGAAAACACUGUGUCAAUUUGUCCCACUAUUAAUAAUAAAAAUAACAAUAAUAAUA